UUUGACAAUUUGCAUUGUAAUCAUGGCGUCUGAACGUUAUAGUUUUUCUCUAACAACUUUUAGCCCUUCUGGGAAAUUGGUGCAAAUUGAAUAUGCUCUAGCAGCUGUGGCCGCCGGGGGAACUUCCGUCGGAAUAAAAGCAUCAAAUGGAGUCGUGAUUGCAACUGAAAACAAACACAAAAGUAUUUUGUAUGAUGAGCACAGUGUCAACAAAGUUGAGAUGAUUACGGGGCACAUUGGUAUGGUGUACUCGGGUAUGGGUCCUGAUUAUCGGCUGCUGGUGACGCAAGCACGUAAAAUGGCCCAGCAGUACUUCCUCAUGUACCGUGAACCCAUACCGACAGCACAACUAGUGCAGCGUGUUGCAACUGUAAUGCAGGAGUACACGCAAUCAGGAGGUGUCCGACCUUUUGGAGUAUCAUUAUUAAUCUGCGGCUGGGACAGCGAUCGCCCAUACCUGUUCCAAUGUGACCCCUCUGGAGCUUACUUUGCUUGGAAGGCCACUGCUAUGGGAAAGAAUUUCAACAAUGGGAAAACAUUUUUAGAAAAAAGAUAUACCGAGGAGCUGGAAUUAGAUGACGCUGUCCACACCGCGAUCUUAACACUGAAGGAAGGCUUUGAAGGUCAGAUGACAGCAGAUAAUAUAGAAGUAGGUAUCUGUGACUCGAAUGGGUUCCGCAGACUGGACCCCGCACACGUUAAGGACUAUCUGGCCAAUAUACCAUAAUGUUUUUGAAUAAAUAUUGCAUUUCUAUUUGU
Molecule: messenger RNA, 759 nt
Organism: Nymphalis io (European peacock)
Lineage: Eukaryota; Metazoa; Arthropoda; Insecta; Lepidoptera; Nymphalidae
Gene: Prosalpha2
Product: proteasome subunit alpha type-2
Exons: 6
Coding region: 23-727 (234 amino acids)
Biological process (GO): ubiquitin-dependent protein catabolic process
Cellular component (GO): proteasome core complex; proteasome core complex, alpha-subunit complex
Source: RefSeq, a predicted model, not a curated record